CCCGCCCUUUCAAACAAUAUUAUUAUGAGGCAAAAACUCCAAACAUCACUGUCUGUAUCAUAAGCUGUCCAAAAUGCCCACUUCUACAUUCUGCAUGCGACGACUAUGCGAGAUGCUACCCAAAAAUGUUAUACUUUAAAAAUAAUUUCUUCAAAUUUGAUUCAUAGGACUAAUUGAUUCUUGUGGACAGUGCUUUUCAAUCAUAUUUUGCCUGUAAAAUACACGUAUAAUAUCUAGUGUUUAUUGGCUAAGGUCGCCUGUAUUUAUCAUUUGAACCGCAACUUUGAAAUGGAAGUCGAUAACCCAGAAGAAGGUGCCUCAACCUCAACCUUGGCCGUAAUAGAUCCCAUGGAAGGAUGUUCUACCAGUACGAACAAUGUGUUUACUACUGUGCCUCCUCAAACGAAAACUGUUAAAAGUGAUUUAAAUACGCCAUGGAUUGAAAAAUAUCGUCCGAAAUCAUUCACAGACAUUGUUGGAAAUGAAGAAACUGUUUUGCGAUUGGAAAAGUUUUCUUCAUGCGGAAAUGUACCAAACAUAAUUAUUGCGGGUCCUCCUGGUGUUGGUAAAACUACAACGAUAUUGGCUCUAGCUAGAAUACUUCUAGGAGGUGCUUUCAAAGAAGCUGUACUAGAAUUAAAUGCAUCCAGUGACCGUGGUAUUGAUACUGUAAGAAACAAAAUCAAAAUGUUUGCCCAACAAAAAGUCACAUUGCCCCCUGGUAGACACAAAAUAAUUAUUUUGGACGAAGCCGAUAGUAUGACUGAUGGAGCUCAGCAAGCACUUAGACGUACUAUGGAAUUAUGGAGUAAUACAACAAGAUUUGCACUUGCCUGUAACAAUAGUGACAAAAUUAUUGAAGCGAUUCAGUCACGUUGUGCCAUGUUGCGAUAUGGAAAACUUUCUGAUCAAGAGGUCAUGACUCAGAUGCUUAAAGUCUGCAAAUCCGAAGAGGUAUCGUUCAGUGCCGAUGGUUUGGAAGCUGUUGUAUUUACUGCUCAAGGUGACAUGCGACAAGCGUUAAACAACUUACAAUCUACAUGGAAUGGAUUUAGACACGUCGAUAGCACAAACGUAUUUAAAGUUUGUGACGAGCCACAUCCCUUACUUGUUAAAGAAAUGUUAUUGGAAUGUGCUGACCAAAAUAUUUCUAAGGCUUAUAAAAUAAUGGCCCAUUUAUGGAAACUCGGUUAUGCCCCUGAAGACAUCAUUACAAACAUAUUUAGAGUUGCUAAACAUUUGGAAAUCAAAGAAUCUCUGAAAUUAAAAUUUGUACAGGAGAUUGGAAUGGUUCACAUAAGGAUUGUGGAAGGAAUGAACUCAUUACUUCAAUUGUCAGGAUUAUUAGCCAAGUUGUGCACAGCAGCUGCCAAAACAGGCGGUUAAAUAAGUUAAAAUUGUAUUGAUAUAAGCAUCAAUGUUAACUUGAGAUGCAGUAAGUAUAAUAAAAGAAAUCUCAAAAAUAAACUUCCAACCAGUGGCGUGGCAAAAUAAAAAUUUUACAGAGGCAAGUUACAAAUUUCUCAAGUAUUUAUACAUAAUAAUGUAUUAAUAUAAUAUAACUAAUUAUAUUUCAGAUCGUUAUUAUCGACUACCUAUUGAGUAUAUCAUAUUACAUUUACUAGGGGACCCACCGGCUACCACCCGCCCCUCUAUUUAAGAAAAAUCUCAAGAGGCAAUUUCCUCUGAAAUUACCAGUCACCAUACCGCUGUUUCCAACAUUUUAUGCAAGUUAUGAUGCAACCUUUUUUUGGGAACUUUGUUAUAAGAUAAAAGAGUCGAAUUGGACUGUGCUAAUAAAAAUAUAGAUUUUCAUUUGUUUGAAUCUUAACAUUGCUGAAUCAUUUUAUUUUUAUAUAAUAUACUACAAAUUGAUUUUGUCUUAUAAGU
Messenger RNA from Metopolophium dirhodum (rose-grain aphid), 1890 nucleotides. It is a transcript of the gene RfC4, whose product is annotated as replication factor C subunit 2. The record is from RefSeq and is a predicted model, not a curated record. The coding region runs from base 289 to 1386 and encodes 365 amino acids. The transcript has 8 exons. Gene Ontology annotation, cellular component: DNA replication factor C complex; nucleus. Gene Ontology annotation, biological process: DNA repair; DNA-templated DNA replication. Gene Ontology annotation, molecular function: DNA binding; ATP binding; ATP hydrolysis activity. NCBI's taxonomy places the organism in Eukaryota, Metazoa, Arthropoda, Insecta, Hemiptera, Aphididae.